Messenger RNA from Moneuplotes crassus, 1356 nucleotides. Lineage: Eukaryota; Ciliophora; Spirotrichea; Euplotida; Euplotidae. The record is from the annotation of a GenBank genome assembly.
AUUAUGGAAAAGGGUUUGAAGUGACAGGCCGAGGAUUGCGGUAAUAAGGCAGAUUAUUUUCAUAGUAAUUUUAAGGUUUAUAUCUGUUCCUUACAUUGUAAGUCUGGUCAGAGAGGGAGUUGAAUUAAGCUGGAGGAUAGAUCAGAAUUUGAAGGAGUCACAGAAAUCCUCAAAGUUCUCCAAACAUGUAUUAAGAACUUAAUGAUUGCAAUGGAGUCAUGAAAGAAUGAUGAGGAAUCAGAUGACUCAGGAAACUUAUUUUCCUUAUCUUCCUCAGAAGACUCAGAAGAAUCAAAGCUGAAUUUGAGCCAAGUUCAGAAUAAGAUUACACAGAUUGUAAAAAGAGUUAACACAAUGAAGCAAAAGCAACAGUUUCAGGUUCAGAGAGAAGUCAAACAGAAGCUGAAAGAUCUCUUCUCAGAACUCAAAAGUGAUGAAACUUUCAAAAAGUUCUGCGUUGAAAACUACAUCGCCUUCGUUUGAGACUUCUUGAAAGUGAGCAAGUUUAAGGUUGGUGAAGUAUUUGAUUUCGAAAUCAAUAUAAAUAAUGAAGCGAACUUCAAAGAAUUAGAAACAAAAAUUGAUGCCAAAUAUGAUUCAUUGAAACAAGAAUUUCAGAAGUUUAAAGAAGAUGUUGUGACAACACUCAACCCGACAACAUUGAAAGGCCUCAGUCAUUCUUAUAAAGUAUUCACGAAAAAGAAAAAUAUUAUUGAAAAGAACAGUGAGUUGGUGAUUGAUCUUGAAGAUUCAAGCAAUCUUGAAUUUAUUGAAUGAAUGGGAAGCAAUAUAUUAGCAAAUCUAGAAACCUUAAAAAUUUUUAAUAUCAAAAAUAAAAUGCCGGUUGUCAAAGAUUUUAUAUUUUCUUCAUUCCCCCAACAAGCAAAUAGAUUUCAUUUAAACUGUGGAGGAUCAGUUAUAAAUAGUGAUCAGAUCAUUGAUGUUGUAUGAUAUAUGAAUCCAAAAAUUGCAGAAACUCUAUAUCUUUACAACCUUGAAGUGGGCCAAAUCCAGAUGAGAACGCUAUUUCAGCUCACAAAAGAUAAUAAGAAAUUCCUCGGGUUUCCCUGCUGUAAGCUUGAACUUGAUACUGUUCCGAAUUUGCAACACUGACUUAUCAGAUCUAAAAUUCAAACACUUGCCCUAUCAUAUUGAGGAAAACCAGAAUACUGAGAUUGGAGGAACCAUCCUGAAAGGUUUGAGAACUUAAUUAAAGGAUUAUCUCAAAGUGAAGACUUUAAGAAGAACUUGAAGUCUUUACAUAUGACGCAAUGAGGAAUGGCCAAAUAUAAAAUACAACAAAUACUAGACAGCAAUGGUUUUGAAAAGGUAAAGAUUGAACACCAUUCAGAAUAG